Molecule: messenger RNA, 1629 nt
Organism: Hymenoscyphus albidus
Lineage: Eukaryota; Fungi; Ascomycota; Leotiomycetes; Helotiales; Helotiaceae
Source: the annotation of a GenBank genome assembly
UAACGGAAAGUCUGGUAUUUCCCCUUUCUCGUUCAUGGCGUCGUUUCCCCUGCUUUCCUAGAAAAGACACUUGUAAUAUUCACGGAGAAAUGUAUGUACAAUUGGUGACUAAGCAUGUGUCAAAUGACAUGAUCCAAAAGAUGGGCGCAUGCAUUUUCUGACUACAGCUCCCUAUUUACCUACGAGCCUACCUAUGGUUUGACAACUUGCAUAUCUUGAUACCAGCUAUCAAAGUUGCACCUCAAUUAUUCUGGACUCAUUUUGUCAGCUUUCACUUGCUUACUUUGAAAUAAUCAACUGCGUCGUUUCGCUCCUGCCCAAUGAACAUCAAGACAAUCGGAAGCAGCCAGAAGUGACGACAGGACGUCAAACUCCUGGUUGAGUAUAUCUACAUUACAUAUACAUACACAAAUAUAUUCUUACCUUGGAUCGAAAGUUGCAUGGGGAAUUAAUUGUAUAGUCUCCAGCUCAAAAUUCUACAUACGGAUCCUUGUUGCCUAGCCUUUCCUGCGUCACAUCUGCGUCGUCUCCCUCCAGUUUUUUGAGGACUUGCAUUGCAUCACCGAAUCCGUUCUCACAGCUUAAAAGAAACAAACGAAAAACAGGAUGGCUUCCAGAGUGAAAACUCGCGGUAAGAGGAAAGACUUCAAUCUGCAGCCAUCCUUCCCAGGCAAGCACAAGACUGACCUACGUCAGCCAGUUAUGAUCAUCUCGGACACGCACGACAACCAAUUCAACAACGCAACCAAAUACGGCGGCAAAUUCACUCUCCCAAACCCACAAUGCGACGUUCUCAUCCACACGGGCGAUCUAACUUUAACGGGUGGCGAAGGCCCUUACCAAAAGAGCAUGCACAUGCUCUCGCAAAUCCCCGCCGAACUAAAGCUCGUAAUCGCAGGUAACCACGAUCUAGAUCUCGACCCCAAUUGGGUUGACAAACGCUAUCCCCCAACACCCACACAUCUAGAAAACCACAAAAUCGCGGCGGGACUAUGGAAAGGACCUCACGCAAAACAAGCAGGAAUCACGUAUUUGGAAGAGGGCAUGUACACAUUUACUCUUUCCAAUGGUGCGAAAUUCAAGGUCUAUGCGUCGCCUUAUCAGCCGGAAUUCUGUGGAUGGGUGUUCCCGUAUGAGAGGAAUGAGGAUAGGUUUAAUCCCCCUGGACUGGAGAGGGAAGGUGUGUAUAAUAUUUCUUUGCAUCCGAUUCCCAGUUUUCCGGAUGUGGAUAUUGUCAUGACCCAUGGGCCACCGAAGGGGAUUCUGGACCGUACUUUGGAUAACGAACACCCUGGGGAGCCUCUGGGCUGUGAGAGUCUGUUAAGGGCCCUGGGUAGAGCGAGACCGAAGUUGGCUUGUUUUGGACAUAUUCAUGAGGCGUAUGGGAUGAGGUUGGUGGAGUGGAAGAAGGAGGGGAAUGAGUUUGUGAGAGGAGAGGAAAGGUAUCUUGGGGAUGCGAUUGAAAGGCAGGUGGAGCAUGAGAAUGCAUAUCCGAAAUUAUCUGGUGAUGGAACAUGGGAUAUUAAGCAUGGAGAGGAGACGUUGAUGGUCAAUUCUUCGAUUAUGAACUUGGAUUACCGGCCGUUCAAUUCGCCUUGGAUAUUUGAUAUCGAGCUUCCUGGGGCUUGA